This is a messenger RNA of Necator americanus (New World hookworm), 708 nucleotides long. RefSeq lists its product as uncharacterized. The transcript is spliced from 6 exons. Gene Ontology annotation, molecular function: iron ion binding; 4 iron, 4 sulfur cluster binding. Gene Ontology annotation, cellular component: mitochondrion. Gene Ontology annotation, biological process: iron-sulfur cluster assembly. Bases 1 to 708 code for a protein of 235 amino acids. The record is from RefSeq and is a predicted model, not a curated record. NCBI's taxonomy places the organism in Eukaryota, Metazoa, Nematoda, Chromadorea, Rhabditida, Ancylostomatidae.
AUGAACUUAACACGAUUCUCUAGAGGACUGUUCAAUUUGCUCAAAACAUCGAAGUCAAGUGGAUUACGUUCUCUCUAUAUUCAAGUUCAAGACACACCAAAUCCACUGUCCCUGAAAUUCUUACCUGGGCAGACUCUACCUGAUAAUCCACGUACAUAUGAAUACACCAGUGUGGCAUCUGCCAAGGACAGCCCUCUAGCAAUGGAACUCUUUUGUGUUGACGGUGUGAAAUCCGUUUUCCUCGGACAGGAUUUCAUCACAAUCACAAAAAAAGACGAAGAGACGGAUUGGGCGACGAUGCGGGCAGAAAUAUUCUCCACAAUAGCGAACUUCAUUGAGUCAGGGAAACCUGUUAUUCGACAGAAUGGUUCAGCUCCUGUUCACGAAGAUACAGAAAUCAAUGAAAACGAUGAUGAUACGGUGGCGAUGAUCAAAGAGUUAUUAGAUUCCCGUGUGCGCCCUAUGGUUCAAGAGGAUGGCGGCGACGUGACAUAUAUGGGUUUCGAAGAUGGAACUGUAAAAUUGAAACUGAAGGGUUCCUGCACUGGUUGUCCCAGCUCCUCCGUUACUCUCAAGUCUGGCAUCCAAAACAUGCUGCACUUCUACGUUCCUGAGGUUAAAGAGGUGGUGGAAGUAACUGAUGAAUCGGAUGAUCUGGCUCAACGCGAGUUAGAGAAGUUUGAGAAGUCACGAGGUAUCGUCGAUUAA